UGACUAGUGUCGUAACCUCUAAGUCGUAACCUCACAAGCGGCCAAACAACUUUACCACUCGCCUUUUUAGCAAAUAUUUUUUUUCAAGUGAACAUGGUUGCUGUCACCGAAACAGGUUCUCUCUACUCUUCUACAGUUGCUUUCAUAUAUGUUUUCAAUCUGAUUAUUGGCGUUGGAGCCCUGACUAUGCCCAAGGCUUUUUCAAAUGCCGGUUGGAUGGUUGCAAUUGUCCUCACUGGGGUUUUGUGUUUCAUGAGGUUAGUUCGUGAUCGUGGACCAGCAGUGUUUUUAACAGUGUUUUUGGCGUUCUUCUACUCUAUACGAAUGCCCUUCUACUUAGUAGGUGUCCCCAAUUACGUAAAUGUAGUUGGAGUACGACUGUUCUACAUCUGUACUGCUCUCUACCUGUAUGGUGACUUGGCAAUUUAUGCAGCUGCUGUUCCAAAGUCCCUCACACAAGUUGCAUGUGGAUCUUUGAGUGGAAAUGAUUCUUCCAGUUCCUUCGAUACCACUGAACCCUGUUGGAACUCUCUUACUCAAAUCAGUGUCUACAGAAUCUUUCUGGUAAGUGUUUUGGUUCUNGGACCUUUUACUUUUUUCAAUGUACAGAAGACGAAAUACUUGCAGAUGUUUACUACGGCUAUGAGAUGGAUAGCCUUCAUGAUGAUGAUUGUGCUUGCUCUGGUGAAGAUUGGUAAAGGCAAGGGGAAACACGAUACCCCUCCGGCGAACUUCUCAGGGCUUCCCAAUCUGUUCGGAGUCUGCGUGUAUUCCUACAUGUGUCAGCACUCUCUCCCAUCCCUUAUAACACCGAUGAAAAACAAAUCACGCAUCACGCUUCUCUUUAGCACGGACUUCGCCGUCGUCAUGGUCUUCUAUGCGCUCUUGUCGUUCACCGCCAUCUUUACCUUUCGCGCGGAGGACUUGAAAGACCUAUACACGCUCAACUUUUGGGAUUCCUCGGGGAAGUUCGUGGGCUAUUUCCUGGCGUUGUUUCCGGUUUUUACCCUCAGCACUAACUUUCCCAUUAUAUCAAUAACCCUUCGCGACAAUCUAAAAAACCUUUUUCACCGUGAAGGUCGACCUUACCCUUGGGUAGUGGACAGAAUUGCGUUCCCACUGGCGACCAUUACCCUACCGAUUAUCGUGGCUUUUAUCACGCAAAACUUGGAAAUUCUUGUAGGGGUGACGGGCUCGUAUGCUGGAGCCGGGGUGCAGUAUAUAAUCCCCGCCUGCCUGGCGUUCUAUGGCAAGAAACAUGUUAUGACGAUGACCGGUUGUUAUGACAACAAGCAUAGGUCACCAUUUGGACGCCUUCUAUGGAUCCUUUUUGUGGUUGGCUGGGCGUUUGUGUGUAUAGCCUUUGUGACUGCAAAUCACAUCAUCACUAAAAAAUAAAUGACGGGACAUUUGAGAUAUAAUAUGGUUGGGAUAAAUGUAUAUUUUUUUUAAAGAGUUGAAUUUGUGAUGGAUAGGACAGUCAGCUAGUUUGAGAAUACUGCAAUACGAAAUUUAUGAACUGAAGAUUGUUCUAGGCCAUCAGAUUUGGGCACAAUAGUCGAUAACGACUGAAGUCAUUGUUAUUUUUUUAAAUCGUUUCCCCUCCGCUUUCAACUCACAAUACGUUCAAUAAUAUUAAAACAGGGACGUAGCCAAUAUGAGGCAAACCGAGACACUUGCCUCUGUCAUUUCUUUGGUUUCUGUGGUUUCUUCUUUGAAGGGAGAAAGUAAAAAAGCUGCUAAAUGCUUAUAGGAAGAGAUUUUAACCAUGAGCAUUGCCUCAGUCAUAAUUUUCUUUCUGGCUGCGGCCCUGUAGACUAUUCUUAUGCAAGCUUUCUUGUUUCUCCCAAGCCUUCUUGUCACUAUAAUUUUUAUGAUAUAUUUCUAUCAUUAUUUGAACUAUUAAUAUUGUGAUUUAUUCUUGUGGCAAAUACGUUAAUUGAUAACUGAAAUCCGAGAGUCUGAAACAAAUGGAGCCAAUAAGGGCUAAUUAAUAAUAAUUUCACGAGUGGACUGUUUUAUUUAAUGGAGCACUUCUCCUCCAGGGCGAGCGACCAUGUUGAGCCUGACCCCCAAGAGGAACCCAUGUGAAAAGAUCGAAAAUGCUCGUCUUCUCGCCUUGGGAUGUAAAUCACGCAUUUUGCUCUCACUUAGGGUUUUUAGGGCGACACAGCACUACUUUUAGCUACCGAAGUAUCUUGCUUGAUGGGGUUGCCCGCGAAGAAGUAAUAGAAAACGCUGUCAUUUCCGUUUAAAUUGGUAUCUUUUAGGGGUCAAAAAAAGCUCCAGCCACGCGCAGAUCGGUCUCCUUUAAGGUUUUAAUUGAAAUUAAAUUAAUUUUAAUACAUCGAAAAUGGCAUCUAUUGGCUACAAGUACAGGCCGUUGAUUUCAAGACGGGCCCAGGCCACUAGCGGUUGAAGUCAGUCUUUUGUUCCGAGUUGGCAAUUUCUUUCCUAAGAGCGACUUCCAAGGUCGCGUCUUGAGAUUAAUAAUAAAAGUAAUAAUUUAUAUUUAUCACGAAUUUGUCUCGUAAUUAAUAAUAAUAAUAAUAAUUUAUAUUUAUCACGGUUUUGUUACGAAGAGGCUAUUGGCUCAGUAGGGUAAAUGUAGCUUAUGAUAGAUGCGAGCCCUUGAAACAUUUCUAGAAGGUCGAUAGAGAGGUGGGGUGGCAAGGGUGAGGGUGGAAUGCGUGAGAGGAUGGGUCACUUAGGUGAAUGAAAUGCAUCUGGCCCCGGUUGUUCGAAGGCUGGAUAACGUUAUCCACCGGAUAAAUCGCUAUCCAGUGGAUAAGUCCUAACAAAACAAACCACGCUAUCCACAGACACUGGAUGGUAAUUUAUCCCGUGGAUAGCGUUACUCACCUUUCGAACAACCCGGACCAAUAAAGCUAAACCUUACAACACAAGUUCCCAUUUGUUUGUAAACCGGAACUAGGUAAAGCUGGCAGACCCGUCUAUGAAACAAGUCUCCUCGAUUGCAACAAAAAUAUCGAUUAUUAACUUGGUUAAUACCCUUUGUCACACUAAAAAUAUAUUACAAACUUGUACGAUGACCCUUAUCAUGCUACAGCUUGUAAAAUAGAGAAACAACUCGAGAAAUCACAUAGUGGAUGUAUAAAAUUCCUAACUCUUUGAGUAUUGUAUAUUACUAGUAACUAUAAACACGUUAUCCACACGUUUAACGCUAACUUAUUAGACUUGCACACAAUUGUUCAAAAACCGACCUUGACCCUUUUCAGAAUUUUCGUACCAAAAAUGUUCCAUUAAUUCGUUUUUACACUCAGAAAUCCUGUCCGCGACAGGUGACCGAGCCAGCGGCAAGCCUUUUGGCGCGUGCUUCUGACUGGGUAAUACUAAUCGGAAAUGCUUCGGGCUGCUUCGGAUACUUUACGAGGAUUUGUCACGAAAGGUUAUUAUUCAGCUGUGUUUUCGCAUUAAAUAAAAUAACUUUCGUACAUUGACUGUAAAGCCCGGGCCAAACCAGAACGAGAGUUGUCUUAAAAAGUUGAAACUUAAGAGUUAAACGAGAGUCAAUAAGUUAGUGGAAACGAGAAAAUACUCUCGACGACUCUACGAGAAUGCAUAAAAAAUUGGACAAAACGUAAGCGAGAGUUCAAAUUCUUGUUCACUCCCGUUGUUGUUUAGCUUAGGCUUAAAGACAGACUCACUACUUACUCUUAUACCUUGUAGUUUCAAACUAAGCAAACCUCUUUGACUCUAUGCAAGGCGAUGAAGGUAUUUCUCGUCACAUAAAAUCGAGGAAACGUUGCACAAAAACGUCGAAUAAAUACUGAAAUUGUGGUUGCAGUUUAACUGAGCACACUUCUACUUAUGCAGCUACUGGUACCUAAAUAAAUCUUCUUUCACAAUCUUCAAAACGGGGAUAAUGGAAAGAAAAAAACAUCAUACUCUUAAAAAAGAGAAAACGUGCACAGAGUUUACAGCACGUUUGGC
Orbicella faveolata is the source of this 3954-nucleotide messenger RNA. Its product is annotated as putative sodium-coupled neutral amino acid transporter 12. The record is from RefSeq and is a predicted model, not a curated record. NCBI's taxonomy places the organism in Eukaryota, Metazoa, Cnidaria, Anthozoa, Scleractinia, Merulinidae.